GCUCAUCCCGUCUGGGUGGCAAUACAUUGCCGGACACCCCCCGAGCUCAGCAGUCCAAUACGCUCUCGCCCGUUCCGACUGGCCAUAACCCGGACGGUUACCGUAUGGCUAGUCUUGUGCCUAGUCUUAGUCCCGCUACCAAUUGCAAUCCUAUGGAUGAUAGUUCUACUACACCUAUACACGCACUACGUCCCAGCACGGCCACUGGUUCUAGCAAUGGCGCGGGAGAUAGGGCCAGUGCUCUAGUACCAAGUGGGACUAUGAGCAGUAUGGAUACGGAGGACCACGUCGCAAGUGAUCGCGUGCUGGCUGGCCAGAGCGAUCAU
Molecule: messenger RNA, 326 nt
Organism: Sphaeroforma arctica JP610
Lineage: Eukaryota; Ichthyosporea; Ichthyophonida
Exons: 1
Source: RefSeq, a predicted model, not a curated record